GAACAGUUCUUUAUUUAAAAUUAGCUGAUAAUUUGCUGUCAUUUGCACUUGAACUACAAAAAUUUAGAAACUUUGUACGUUUCCGAUAUUAUUUUUUAAGCAGAAUGUUAAAAGUAUCGCAAAAAUCAAAUGGCUGAUACUUCUUUUCGCUUUGGCACAGACAGUGAGGAUAAUCAACUUUCGCCCGAUGAAGCGGAUUGUUUGGAGAUUGAAGAGGAGGAGUACGACGCUCUUAACGAUGAAACGUUUGGUACCUUGGAGGAUUCGGCGUGUCUCGACGAUUGGGAGCAGCAGCACGAGCAGUUUGCCGAGCUCGCCGAAAAUUCUAAACAGUCCGAUAGCUUAGAUAUAUCGAUCGAUAAGUUAAGUUUAGAGCAUUCGAGUUAUGUUUUUCCUAGUUCUAAGGAUUCGGUGUGGUCGUACAACGCAACUCAAAAUGGUGAUAUUUUUGGUAGUAGUUUUUUGCCAAAUUCGCAUAAGGGAUCGGGUGAUAAAAUUAGUGGGAUUGGUGAACGGGGUAAUGACACCUUCAAUUUGUUUGGUAAAAGUGCCAAAUUGGAGGCCCCUAAUCUUACAGUCGGAAACCAUAUUCAGAAAAAAAUCUGUACGGUGGAGGAGUUAGAGCGUGGAUUGUUGCAGAAUCGUGCAAGGCACGAAGGGCAUUCAGCCUCACCGAGUCUCAUUCCACAGUUUCAUCAUGUGCAACCAAAACCGCAUCCUCCAGUUGUUCAGCAUCCUGGUCGCUUACCUCCUGGAUUAUAUCCAAUGGGAAUGCCGCCACGUCCGCCUGUUCCACACAUGCAUCAUCCAAAUGCUCCCCCUGGCUUAGGAAGGUUUCUCCCACCACCUCAUUUCAUGCACGGCGGUCCAACGCCGCCGCCCGGCUUAAUUUAUCCACCUCAUCAACCGUUUCCAGUUAAUCACCCGUUUAACUUUCCUGCGCCCCCCCGAAUCGGCAACAUGCAUAACAUGCACCAUAACAAUCGACUGAACCACCACAAUAACCACCAACAUAGGAAUAAAAUCGACGACAACACACGACAUAGAAACGACUACUACACACCACGCGACGAGUAUGCCGGACUCAUGAGUAGUAGAGAGAAACAGUGGUUAAUUAAUAUUCAGUUGGUGCAGCUAAAUACGGGAACCCCGUACUUUGACGACUAUUAUUACACGAUAUACAAGGAACGCAAGUCAAAGAACAGUAAGGAGAAUCAACCCCCUAUGGAUCGCAAUCAGUGGCAUAAUAGGCGCAAUAAUGAAAGGCAGGAUAAUCAGAACACUCUUACACCUAAAGUGUACACACCAUUGCAGUUUGAAAACUCUCUGGGAAAGUUACAGUGCGGCUCAGUUACCGCCCCACGAAAGAUCAUCGAUAUGGACAUCGUAACUCCCGAUAAAGAUAGCGAUACCAGCCUAACGACGCGAGACACUAAAAAAAUAAAACAACUUCUCCUAGAAUUAGAAGUAUUUUACAGUUAUCUGCUAAAAGCGGAGGAUUUAAAAAAUCCUUUAUACAAAAGUAAUAUGGUAAAAUUAUGCGAGAUUAGGCAAAAACAGAGAUUGCGCGAGCUAGACGUCGCCUCGACCUCGGAACAGAAGCAGGAAAUCCUAAAAUGUUUACAGCAAGAAAGCGCGCCGCUUAUGGAGAAUUGUAACGACCAUCUUUUGAAAGUACUCAACGGAUUAUUCCAGGAAGACAAAUACGCCAACUUUCUUAGUAUUCGAAAGGGAAAGAUGUUGCUCUUACGAAUUCUACCCAGCCUACACGUGGACUACUUUGCGAUGCAACUCUGCGAUUUGUGGACGAAAGUAUUGCUAAGCAUACCGAUGGUCGGUCGUAAAGAUACAGCCGGAGAAAAUCUCUUCCUUCGCCUGUAUCCGCACUUUAAACAAUUCAUUCAAGUUAGUGAUAUGAGCAUCAUCUUGGAUAUAGUUUCGAACUUGCUUGAGGUGUUGAGCCCGGAGACCAGUCGAGGCACGCCAAUAAGCUGUCAAGGCAAACCGCCUCUAAACUUCAUAACGUCGAACAAAUUUGGAAUGUCCGCUUUGGCAGCAAUUCUCAUUCGUGUUGAGACUUUAAUCACGGAAAAUAAAACAACCGAGAAGGAAAGAACUGAAUGGUUCCACUUUGUUAUCGGUUGGGCGGAGACACUCCUCGUGCCAAAGCUUCUUCUUGUCGUACCAAUCGAACAAAUAUCUUCCGAUAUUUUCAGUCAACACUGCAACCGAAUCGGAAAUUUAUCGCUAGAUAGAAUGAAACUAUUGGAGAAAUGGAUAUCGAAUGGAAGUUAAGUUUUUUAAUUAUUAGUCUUUUAGUUAUAAGUUAUGAUUGCUUGCAAAUGUUUAGUGAAAUUUUUUAAAUUGCAGUCGAUCGGUGCAUUUUUAAUGACGCGUUUUACAUUCAUUGUUAAUUCUGAAGUUGAAAUCUUAGUUGAUAUCUUUGACAAAAGGCAGCCGCGCUUGCUGUCGUAGUUCGAUUCUUUUAAGUAAUAAUGGUUAUUGUAAUUGUGAUUGUUUAAAUGUAAAGUGCAGUUAAAUUUAGAAAUUUGUUAAUAUUGAUAACAUUAUUUCGAUAAUUUAUAGAUACACAUAGUUAUAUUUUUUGUAUUUUUCUAGUUAAGCAUGCAUGAGUACGUAAUGUAAUACCAAACAGACUUUUGUAUAUUUCUUAUAGGCGCUAGUUGAUUUCAAGAUAGGACACUAUAAUGCUUAUAUUUGUUUAAAAUGGCAUUAGUGCAAACAUCUUCCUUUAUAUUGUAUAUAAAUCGAAGUUUUAUAUACAAUUUUGUAAUUAAUUUAUUGUAUAAAAUGUUCACAUUAUAUUUAUUAGUUUUAUCAUAAUUAUAUCAUAAUUAGCUAUCAUGUUUUUUUAAAUAAUACUUCUUAUGUCGAACCAAUAUAUGUUAAUCAACGUUUGACAAUUUAAUAAAAUUAUGAAGCCUGUUGUAAAAUG
Molecule: messenger RNA, 2956 nt
Organism: Photinus pyralis (common eastern firefly)
Lineage: Eukaryota; Metazoa; Arthropoda; Insecta; Coleoptera; Lampyridae
Gene: Patr-1
Product: protein PAT1 homolog 1
Exons: 11
Coding region: 130-2295 (721 amino acids)
Biological process (GO): deadenylation-dependent decapping of nuclear-transcribed mRNA; P-body assembly
Cellular component (GO): P-body
Molecular function (GO): RNA binding
Source: RefSeq, a predicted model, not a curated record